AUGCACGACCCGAACGCAUUCAUGAAGCAGCUCACGUUCUCGUGGGAGCUCAUGCUGAGCAAGUCCGUUCACCAAUACGAGCCCGAGUCGCAGGGUGACAUUCUACAGCGCGCCGCGAAGUCGUAUGAUAACGGUACUCUUGUCAGCCUUCAGAGUGAACGGUCGGUGCUUAGUGUUGAGAACUUGAUCAAGGCUCACGAGAAGCUGGAGAGUGGGAAGACAAUUGGGAAGAUUGGGUUGGAGAUACAGGAUGAUAUACAGUAG
Messenger RNA from Fulvia fulva, 264 nucleotides. RefSeq lists its product as uncharacterized. The transcript has a single exon. NCBI's taxonomy places the organism in Eukaryota, Fungi, Ascomycota, Dothideomycetes, Mycosphaerellales, Mycosphaerellaceae. The record is from RefSeq and is a predicted model, not a curated record. Bases 1 to 264 code for a protein of 87 amino acids.